Molecule: messenger RNA, 2421 nt
Organism: Lolium rigidum
Lineage: Eukaryota; Viridiplantae; Streptophyta; Magnoliopsida; Poales; Poaceae
Product: probable alpha,alpha-trehalose-phosphate synthase [UDP-forming] 9
Exons: 3
Coding region: 307-2421 (704 amino acids)
Biological process (GO): trehalose biosynthetic process
Cellular component (GO): cytosol
Molecular function (GO): catalytic activity
Source: RefSeq, a predicted model, not a curated record
GCCACCCCGGACCCGGAGCCGCGCCGAAUCCUGGUAGCGCAUCGCCUCCCGCUCCGCGCGGAGCCCAACCCCGACGCCCCGCACGGCUUCGACUUCUCCCUCGACUGCGACGCGCUCCCGUUCCAGCUCUCCCGUGGCCUCCCCAGCCCCGUCAUCUUCGUCGGCACGCUCCCGGCCGCGGCCGCCGCGUCUAUCGAGGAGUCCGACGAGCUCGCCUCGGAACUCCUCGAGCGCUUCUCCUGCCUGCCCGUGUUCCUCACCGCCAACCUGCACGCCGACUUCUACGACGGCUUCUGCAAGCACUACAUGUGGCCGAUGCUCCACUACCUCCUCCCAUUCACGGGCUCCUACGGCAGCGGCAGCGUCCUCCCCUUCAACGACGAUCUCUACCACGCCUUCCUGACCGCCAACACCAAGUUCGCCGACCGCGUAAUUGAGCUCUUCAAUCCGACCGAGGACCUCGUCUUCAUCCACGAUUACCACCUCUGGGCGCUCCCCACCAUCCUCCGCCACAAGUCCCCGCGCGCCCGCAUAGGUUUCUUCCUCCACUCCCCCUUCCCCUCCUCGGAGCUCUUCAACGCGGUGCCCGUCCGCAAGGACAUCCUGCGCUCCUUCCUCAAUGCCGACCUCGUGGGCUUCCAGACCUACGACUACGCGCGCCACUUCAUCUCCUCCUGCAGCAGGAUUCUCGGCGCCGAGAAGCACAUCAGCCACGGCUACAUCGGCAUCGAGUACUACGGCCGCACCGUGGUCGUCAGGACCCUCUCCGUCGGCGUCGACAUGGACCAGCUCCGUGCGGUCUUGCCGUCACCGGAGACAGCCACCAAGGCCAAGGAGAUCGCCCAUAAGUACAAGGGCUACAAAUUGAUGCUCGGCGUGGACGACAUCGAUUUGUUCAAGGGGAUUGGGCUCAAGCUCCUGGCCAUGGAGAAGAUGCUGGAGUCGCGGCCGGACUUGCGCGGCAAUGUUGUGCUCGUGCAGAUCAACAACCCGCCGCGGAGCCUUGGGCCCGACAUCGACGAGAUCAGAGCGGAGGUGCUGGCCAUCCGGGAUCGGAUCAACACCCGUUUCGGCUUUCCUGGCCACGACCCGGUUGUCCUCAUCGACGGCGCCAUCCCGAUGCACGACAAGGCGGCGUUCUACGCUUCUGCAGAUGUCUGCAUCGUGAAUGCCGUGCGCGAUGGGCUCAACAGGACACCCUACAUCUACACGGUGUGCCGGCAGGAGGGCCCGAUAGUCAACUCUUUGCCCGGCGUGCCCAGGCAGAGCGGGGUUAUCUUGUCCGAAUUUGUUGGGUGCUCGCCGUCGAUGAGCGGCGCGAUCCGGGUUAACCCGUGGAAUGUGGAUGACGUUGCUGAGGCAAUGCAGUCUGCUCUGAGGAUGAAGGAGACCGACAGGCGGCUGAGGCAAGAGACGCACUACAGGUAUGUGAGCACGCAUGAUGUUGCAUACUGGGCGCGGUCCUUCCACCAGGACUUGCUCAAGGCUUGCGAGCACCACUCGUCUAUGGUGGUCGUUAACAUUGGUCUUGCCAUGAGCUUCCGCGUCCUCGCGCUUGGUCCCGACUUCCAGAAGCUCUUGCCUGAGCACAUUCAUCCAGCCUACUGCAAGACUGGCAACAGGCUCAUCUUACUGGACUAUGAUGGCACGCUGAUGCCGCAAGAGCUCAUCAACAAGGCGCCCAGCCAAGAAUUGAUCCGUAUUCUGAAUGAAUUGUGCUCCGAUCCUAAGAAUACAGUGUUCUUAGUCAGUGGGCGCGGGAAGGAUGAACUGGCUAAAUGGUUUGCUCCAUGCGAAAGGCUGGGGAUCUCUGCAGAGCACGGCUACUUCACAAGGUGGAGCAGGCAUUCUCCAUGGGAGUCCUGCAAGUUGGUGAUAGAUUUAGACUGGAAGGACAUUGCACUGCCUGUAAUGAAGCAUUACACUGACUUGACUGACGGAUCAUCGAUUGAGGUUAAAGAAACAUCACUGGUGUGGCGCUAUGAGGAAGCUGAUCCAGAUUUUGGGCCAUGCCAGGCCAAAGAGCUUCAGGACCACCUACAGAGUGUCCUUGCAAAUGAGCCAGUGUGUGUGAAAAGCGGGCAUAAGAUCGUGGAACUCAAUCCUCAGGGGGUGGGCAAGGGACUUGCCGUGGAUAAUCUAGUUUCAGCCAUGGGAGCUCGUGGCAACUUCCCAGAUUUCAUCCUGUGUGUCGGCGAUGACCGGUCCGAUGAAGAGAUGUUUGCGGCUACCACAACUGGGAUGAAGAAGCACGCACUAGCAGAGACCGUUGAGAUCUUCCCUUGCACUGUCGGCAACAAGCCAAGCUCAGCCAAGUACUACCUGGACGAGCCAUCCGAUGUUGUGAACAUGCUUCAGGGCCUGAUAAAGCUAUCGACCCAGCAGCCGGCAGCUUCAAGGUCUCGCGUCUCCUUCGAGUAG